This is a messenger RNA of Iphiclides podalirius (scarce swallowtail), 615 nucleotides long. NCBI's taxonomy places the organism in Eukaryota, Metazoa, Arthropoda, Insecta, Lepidoptera, Papilionidae. The record is from the annotation of a GenBank genome assembly.
AUGUCGCGAGUCGCCCCUGUGGUAUUCGACCUCGUGGUGAAUCGAUCUCGUUUCGAGAGUGGGAUGAAAUGCGACGCCACCGGUGACCCCGGGCGGAAUGCUGUGGUCGAUGUAACUGGGUUAGCUGAUCCCCGCAUACCUUACGAGGGUGGAUUAGGCCGCUGCCUUGCGUUUGUCACCGCCGCCGAGUGCGAGCCGUCUCGCGUGACGCAACAAAUGUUUACCAUAAACAAACGGCGGGCCGGCCGUGAACGGCUCUGUUGGGCAUCGCCGACGCUCGGGACGCACAAGCGGUCGUCUCGCAAGUUCCAACGGGAGACAUUUCGCCGGGGAUUUAGAGCGACAUUUAGGUUUGAUUCAAGAGGAAGGUUUACAUGUAUAAUACGUCGCACCCGUGCGAAGCCGGGGCGGGUCGCUGGUGUGUUACAAAAUAAAUGCACGUUUCUCGGUGAGCGGAAGAAAUCGCAGCAAGCCCGCCGAGGGGUUGUUGGGGGGAGUCAAGCGCCGGUAGAGCGUUGGACGCGGCCGAAGACUGAGGCGCCGCCGGGUAGCGUGGCCUUGACGGAGACGACGAACUCGACGGAAUGCAAACACGACCGCCUGCCGCCCAAUUCG